CCAUCCUCUCCUCACUUUAGCACUCGAGAAGAAAGGCUUACGUGCUUAAAAUCUGCUUAAUAUUUCUCAGAUUUAAUUAAAAUAUUUACAUCAUGUGUACAGGAAAGUGCUCCAAAUGUAUAGGUAUCAGUCUUUAUCCACUGGCACUGCUUUCCAUCAUCUGCAACAUUUUUCUUUUCUUCCCUGAUUUACAAACCACUUAUGCUAAAGAAGCAGCAGAGGGACUCUACCGUCUUACGGAUGAGAUCAAAUUAAUGGGAGGUGUUGUUGGAGGAGGCAUCUUGGUGUUGAUCCCUGCAAUCCACAUUCAUAGCACUGGGAGACAAGGCUGUUGUGGAAACCGCUGUGGGAUGUUCCUGUCCGUCAUCUUUGCUGCAGUUGGUGUGGCUGGUGCUCUGUACAGUGGCACUUUAUCAGUGAUUGCUCUGAUUUACGGACCAGUUUGCAGACUUGAAAAUGGUGACUGGAUCAGACCAUUCAUGAACAGCACUCCGAGCUAUUUGGGAGAAUCUGAGAUUUGGAGCACUUGCACAGAGCCAGAAAAUAUAGUGGAGUUUAACAUUGGGCUGUUUUCUGCUCUGCUGGUGGCUGCUUGUUUAGAACUGCUGCUCUGUGGAUUCCAGGUGCUCAACGGGCUCUUUGGCUGCAUCUGUGGUACAUGCAGUCACAAAGAGGUUGCAUAAGCUUGAAAUGCCAACAGAACGGAUAACACAGGAUCAAGAUUUAUUACCCGACACGUAUCGAUCUUUAUUACCAUUUGGUGACCUUUAGCAAAUGUGGGGAUGGAUGUACAGUAAACAAGAAAUGGACAGUACUUCAAACAUACUUCACUGACUCUUAUUAUGCUGUCUAUUAAAACAUUAUUUACAGACUGAAUAACAGAUUGCGAAAAUGCGUCAGGACAACCUUACUGGCAAUCUUACUAGCAAUUUUUUGUAUGUUUAAAUGUAAAUAUGUUACGUGUUUUUUUUCUUAUAUUAUGUUGUAAAAUAUCCAGCAAUAUCCAGUUCUUUUAAUGUUAUGCUUCUAUGAAUGUAUUCACGUUAUCAUUGCAAAAUAUAAUAAAAUAAUGUUCUACAAAUAUUACGUUCAACAGUUAUUUUGUCAUUUUGAGUUAAGAUUUAAAGCACAUUCGACCACUUUUAUGCAAGGCAGGACUAUGCUCUGUUUAGGAAUGAUCUAACUGGUGCAGAUGGUUAGAGCGGCUGAAAUAAAACUCGUGAAACUCCA
This is a messenger RNA of Puntigrus tetrazona (Sumatra barb), 1230 nucleotides long. It is a transcript of the gene tm4sf21b, whose product is annotated as transmembrane 4 L six family member 21b. The transcript has 5 exons. NCBI's taxonomy places the organism in Eukaryota, Metazoa, Chordata, Actinopteri, Cypriniformes, Cyprinidae. The record is from RefSeq and is a predicted model, not a curated record. Bases 93 to 683 code for a protein of 196 amino acids. Gene Ontology annotation, cellular component: membrane.